UCUUUCAUAUCGUAGGCUUUGUAAAUGCCUUUAGCUUAACGGAUUCUCUCAGGGCUGUUUCUGUUUCUUAUUUCCUUGCUCAGGGGCCAAAAAUGAAUAAUUUGGGUGUGGGGAUCAGUCCCGGUAACGCCCUCGUUUACCACGGCACUAAUUUGAAGGUAAUCGACAGAAGAGUACGAGUUGCAGAGCUGGUCAUAAGGUGUUUGAUAUGUGGCUUCAGUGUUCUCUCAGAUCUUCUUAUCGGAACAGACUCUCAAGUCAAAGAAAUCUUCACGAUUCGGAAGAAAGCUAGGUUUACAGACACGAAAGCUCUUGUGUUUUUGGUGGUGGCUAAUGGGGUAUCUGCAGCUUAUUCGCUGAUACAAGUGGUUCGUUGUGUUGUGGGUAUGGUGAGAGGGAGAGUGCUUGUGCAUAAGCCUUUGGCUUGGGCCAUUUUCACUGGAGAUCAGGCCAUGGCAUACCUGAACGUGGCGGCCGUGGGAGCUGCCGCACAGUCGGCGGUGUUUGCAAAGUUUGGGCAAACAGAGCUUCAAUGGAUGAACAUAUGCAACAUGUACGUCAAGUUUUGCAACCAAGUUGGGGAAGGAAUAGCAAUGGCAUUACUAGUUAGUGUGUGCGCGGUGGCCCUGUCUUGUAUCUCUGCUUUCUCUCUAUUUAGGUUAUUUGGUAAAAACAAAGCCAAAGGCAGCUCUGGGUGGUAGAUUUUACUGCAUUGUUUCACAGGCUUAGUCCUAUGGCUUGUUUAAUUUCAUCUUUGUCAUAUAUGUAAUAAUAUCAACAAAUGCAAUGCAAACUAGGUGAAACACAUUCAAGAGAUGAUUCAUCAAUGGAGUAUGUAAUGUAUAGC
Hibiscus syriacus is the source of this 847-nucleotide messenger RNA. Its product is annotated as CASP-like protein 2B1. Lineage: Eukaryota; Viridiplantae; Streptophyta; Magnoliopsida; Malvales; Malvaceae. The record is from RefSeq and is a predicted model, not a curated record. The transcript has 3 exons. The coding region runs from base 93 to 701 and encodes 202 amino acids.